Messenger RNA from Homo sapiens (human), 6843 nucleotides. RefSeq names its product golgin A7 family member B (gene GOLGA7B). NCBI's taxonomy places the organism in Eukaryota, Metazoa, Chordata, Mammalia, Primates, Hominidae. The record is from RefSeq and is marked validated. The transcript is spliced from 5 exons. Gene Ontology annotation, cellular component: Golgi membrane; plasma membrane. The coding region runs from base 462 to 965 and encodes 167 amino acids.
GGGGCGGUAGCCGAGCCUGUGGCCCGGGCGGGGCUCCUCUCCGGCGGCGCCGGAGUCUGGGGGCCGCGGCUUCCCCCUCCCGGCCAGCGGCGGCUCCUGGCCCCUCCUCCCCCGGCCGCCCCCAUCCCCGCCGCCGCCGCCGCCAAAGCUAAACCCGGCCGUUGCCUGCAGGAGCCGCGGCAGCGGGCGAUCGGGCCGUGAGGAGCCUCGGGCGCGGCCUCGCCUCCCGGGCCCGGCGCCUGCCUCAGCACAGCGGACAGCGCCGCGCCCCUUGCCUGGACCCAGCCGCCCGCCCGCCCCCGGCCCACCUGAGCCCGGGCCCGCGGCGCCCGCAUCAGCACUGCGGACAGCGCCCCGGGCCCCAGCUCGCCGCCACCGCCGCCGCCCACCUGCUCCCGGGGUCAGCACCGCGGAGACCCCCCUCGCCCGGCCCCGCGACAGCCUCCGAGCGCCCCCGGAUCAUGGCCACCGAGGUCCACAAUCUGCAGGAGCUCCGGCGAAGUGCCUCACUGGCCACCAAGGUCUUUAUCCAGAGAGACUACAGCGAUGGGACCAUCUGUCAGUUCCAGACCAAAUUCCCCCCAGAGCUGGACAGCCGGAUCGAGCGGCAGCUCUUUGAAGAGACUGUGAAGACCCUCAACGGAUUUUACGCAGAGGCUGAGAAGAUUGGGGGCAGCUCCUACCUCGAGGGCUGCCUGGCCUGCGCCACGGCCUACUUCAUCUUCCUCUGCAUGGAGACCCACUAUGAGAAGGUUCUCAAGAAGAUUUCCCGCUACAUCCAGGAGCAGAAUGAGAAGAUCUUUGCACCUCGAGGCCUCCUACUUACAGACCCUGUGGAGCGUGGGAUGAGGGUUAUUGAGAUCUCCAUCUACGAGGACCGGUGCAGCAGUGGCAGCUCCAGCAGCGGCAGCAGCAGCGGCAGUGGCAGCAGCAGCGGUGGGGGUGGUGGGGCGGGGGCCCGGUGACUGGCCGAGAGUCCCUGUAGGGAGGUGUAUGGCCGGAGUGAGGGCCUUGCAGACCUGCGGCGGCUGCGCUACCAGAGCACCCGCUUCUGAGUCAUUCUUUGGGCUCACCCUGCUGCCCGGGGUGGGAGGGAGGGUGACGGGCCUCAUAUUUCCUGUGGGCCAUCAACCUAUGCCCCCUGUCCCUCACCCCCGUCUGGAUCAGUCCAUUUCCUGACCUGGGGGCUUUUCCUUCCCGAUGGGGCUGGUCUGGGCCACACAGAGACAGAUCUUCCUAGGAAGGCUGGGGUGGGGAGAACACAACCUAGGCGGCCCCUCUCUUCCACAGCCCCUCUCCCAACCCUGCGAGGGGGGCCGAGGCCUGCCACAUAGAGGACUCCCACACUGCAUGACCCCUCAUCCCAAACCCAUAUCCACCAGGACUCUUUCCCUUGGGCCCUGCGUCCCGUGGCUGUCUCCCAGUAUCUGUUCCUUCUCAUGCCCCUGCAGGGCCCCGGCCUGUCUAUGAUCCUGCCUCCACCAAAUUCAAGGUGUGGGGAGACGGGUGCCGUGGUUGGGAGCUGUUCAGCGCACUCCUGACCUCUUCUAGACCUAUGGCUUUCCUGUCCUGCAUUCAGAGCUAGAGGCCAGCUCGGCCUUGCGAGAAGCAUCCAACUUUGAGACUUUGCAGGCUGCCAGGUGCUGGUUGGGGGGCACAGAGCCUGGGGCUCUGGGAGGUAAUAUGGGGGUCUGGGAAACUCCGUGAAGAGACAUAGCCAUGCGGGGCCUGAAUCUCCUGAACUACAGCCAGUUUCCUGAGAUUAGAACCUGUGUGUAUGCACAUGUGAAUGUAUGUGUGAGUGCACAUGUGUGUAAGUGCAGUGUGCGUAAAUGUGUGAGUCUGCGUGUGUUAGCAUGCCUGUAUGUGAGCGCGUGUGUGAGCGCAUGUGUGUGCACCAGUGCACAAGUGUAUGAAUGUGGACACAUUUAUAAGCACACCUGUGUGUGUCUGAGUACAUGUGCACACACGUGUGCACAAAUGUGCAUUUAUAUGAGUGUGAGUGCAUGCAUGUGCAUGAACAUGUGUGCACAAGCAUGUGUGUAUGAGUGUUCAUGUGUAUGAGUGUGUGUGUAUGCAGGUGAGUGCAUGUGUGUGUGAGUGUGUUUGUGUGUUCCCCUUGGCUGCCAGGCCAACGACUGCUUCUCUGCAUCCUGCUGUCUUCGCUACCUGAGGGUCUGUGACUUCUUCCCUGUGUGGGUCCAGCCUGACCCCCUGUAAGUAAAUGUCCAAAAGCCCCUUGCCCCUCCCCUAGGGCUACCAGGGAACAUACUCUACUGCAUAUGUUCUAGUGGAAGAGAAGCCGGGGUUCUAGGAAAGAAGAGCCAAACUUUGGUGGCCUUUGGUGCCCCCUCUCAGCUCCCCAUGACAAGACAACGGGGCUGCAGACACUGUGUGUUCAGCCUGCCCAGGGGCUGGGGCUCUUUAAGGCUUUGUAGGUGAGGUUUCCAUGGACCUUCAAAGGUGCCAGCAGCCUGCAGGGGAAAGGCAAACUCCCUCCUUGCAAGGAAAGGAGAUGUCCAGCCAAUGAUGCCCGGCUUCUGAGGCCCAGAGGAGCAGGUGGGAUGGGAGCAGCCCCUGGGGCUGGUGUCCCGAAGAUGAAAUGAAGGGGGCUGCCUAUCUCAGUUGGCGGGAGGUGUUAGAAGUGGAUGUGCAAGACCAGCCACUGGAGGUAGCUCUCUGGAGUCAAAGAGAGGCCUGCUUUUCUACCAGACAUGGGAGCAGCAUGUAGGAUACAAGGGCCUACCCAGAGACCAGAGAGAGUCAGCCUAGUCCUUGCAGCCUCAGGAAGUCCUCGGCCCAAGUGAGUCCUGGUCCAAGGAUCCCCCUGGAGAGCCGCAGUUCAGUGGGCUCCACCGCAGCCCCUGGCCACGGCCUAUGCCCUCCCUGGGCCCCUGUGGGGCUGGGCAUUGUGUCUGACCUGUGCAUCUCCCAUGGGAGGGCUGGGCACAGGCAGUGCUAUGGCCUUUUUUUUUUUUUUCUUUUUCCAAUAAAAGAACUUGCCCAGCGUGAAGCUCUGUGAUGCUUUCUCUGCCCCGUGACGAUGGAGGGUCAGUUCUAUGCUCCAGGACCACAUGAGGGGAUACUCAGCUGCCUGAACUGGACCUGACAUGGGGAGCAGGAUGAACUCUGUCUUCUUGGAGCUUGCAGUCUACUGAAGAGGCAGACACCUCAGCAUCUCUAAUCUGGAAUCUUUGGGGCACUUGUAGCCUUGGGUGGGGGAACAGGUUGGACUGAAAGCGAGGCCAAAAGUAAUCAAUUAAUGAUAUCAAUAAAUCCUCAUUUCUUGAGCUCUUCCCCUGGGUUGGGUCCUGUUGGGAGCUGGAUCACACAGGUCACUCAGUACUGAAGAUGAGAAAGUAGCUGGAUGAUCACUUCUCGGCCUUUUGGCCAAGAUCAAAUAUGGAGAAAGUAGCUGGAUGUUGGAACCUAGCAGAGUUGUGUCUUGAAUUUUAUAAUUUAUUGAGCACCUACUAUGUGCCAGAUACUUUGCUGAAACCAUAUGUUAGAGCUGGCAGGGGAUUUAAAGAUCACUUGAAUCCUGUCACAGAGGUCCAGAGAGGGUGGGUGACUUGCCCUAGGCCACACAGCUGGUUGAUGAUAACAGGGCCCAAGCUUGGAACCCAGGUCUCCUGACUCAGUGCCCACUCUGUUACCACAGGGAUGGCACCCAGAUGGGAAGCUGCCUGAGGCUGCAGGGAGGCUGGGAUCACAAACUCAGGCCUGUUCCCAGAGAGGGGCUCAUCAGACUGUGGGGACAACGGCUCCAGCCUCUUAGGUGGGGGCUGGGCAGUCCCCUCUGGGUGGUUCUCAUGUUUGUUGUCACUGCCGCUAAGGGCUGCAGUGAGCUGUGUGCAGCCUGGACUCACUCCCUCUGCUGGAACCUGGGCCGUGUGUGGGUUGCCACAAGUGAGCGUGUUCUCUAAUAUGAGGGCAGGUUCAUUCUGUUUUGGGAUAGGAAGUUUGUUCUACCCCGAGGCCAGAUUUGAAUCCAAACUCAGCUCUUCUAGAGAUGAGGUCCUGGGGAGGGGGUGAGGAUUUACUAAACGGGUAAAACCAAAUCUGGGUGCUUAUCUGACUGAGAGGCAUUCAACCCUUCCAUUUUCAAAUGGUAAUCAUAAUAAUAAUAGUAGCUGACGUUUAUUUAGCACUUCCUAUGUGCCAGGCACUAGGCUAAGACUCUACAUAAUUAGUCAUUCAAUUCUCACAGCAACCCUCUAUGGCAUGGAUUCUUAUUUCCCAUUUUACAUAUGGGGAAACUGAGGCUCAUGGACGUUAAGUAACUGGGAAAUUGCAGAUCUUGGCUUUGAAUCUAGGCAAUCUGACUCCAAACUGCAAGGAAGAAGACAGAUCCAGCCUCAGAGGCCGCUUAACAGCUUGAGGGCCUCAGCCGUCCUGGGAUUAGGAUCAGGCAGAUUCCCAGGGAAGGACUUGGAGCCAUGCCUGGGUUUUGAGGCCGGGCUGGCACCUCCACUUCCAGGGCAUCACGGGAGGGUGCAUGGGCUGUGCUCGCAGGCAUGCGGGACCCAGAGGCAGCCCGGUGAAGGGUAGUGGGGGACUCGACUCACUGUGGGCCUGGGGAGGUGUGGUUUCUCUCUGCUGGCUUAGUUACAGGUGGUGGCCUGUCUCUCCGGGGUCUGGCUGUAGCCAUGUCCCUGCACCCACCUUGCCAGCCAGGGACAGGCCCCAUCAAGACCCAGGAGCAGCUCCAGCCUCAGCCAGACUGUCCCCGAGGUCCCAAGUGAGGCCCCAGCCACUCAGGCAUGCCUCAGGAAGCUCCUGCUGCACAUGCUCCUCUCCCUGCGCCAGCACCCUGCUGUCUGGCUUCCUUCCUUUGGCCACAGGGCGGGUGUGUGUGAAACCACAGGGUUUACAGAAGCUCGAGGUGCCACUGAGUGGCAGGAUUAUGCACUGCACUCGGGGAAUCAAAGGUGGAGACAGAAAGAACUAUGGCUGUUGUGACACGUCCCCCACGGCUCCCCGGUUGGCAGCCACUGCCACCCGCAGGGACUUUUCUGUGGCUUCCAGAGGUGUGGGGCAAAGGUGGAGUCUGGUGACUUUCUCCCUAGGGCCAGCCCCUGGGCUGUCGAGCCUGGGAAACUCCACAUCCCUCUCCACACCUCUAGAAGGACUCACAAUGAGGGGGGCCCAGACAGGAGGCAUCACCACCUGGUUUGGGCUUUACCAUUCACCCAGGGAUAAGGCAAGGCAAACACCACUCCACAUCAGAUCUGAAUUUGAGCUCUGGCUUCAUGACACUGACACAUGAAGACUCUUGGAGCCUCAGAUUCCCCAGUUGUUAAAUAGGGAGACUAAUAUCUCACAGAGUUGUUUAGACCCGAGGCGUUCAACCUUGGUGGCAAUGGAUGUCAACUGGAAGCAUGAAAAAUCACCAAUGCCUGAUCCUAUCCUCAGAGAUUCUGAUUUAAUUGUUUUGGGGGACAGCUUGGGCAUCAGGAUUUUAAAGAGUUUCCCUGGUGAUUUUAAUGUGAAGGUAAGGCUGAGAAUCCCUGGUUUUGACAGUACCUAUAGCCUAUAAGCCUUUAAUACACCUCUGAAAAUGCCUGAGACCUGAAUAAGAAGUUUAUGGUUCCACAGAAGCAGCCAGACACAAAAAUGCAUAUGCACCAUGUGAUUCCCCUUAUAUGAAACUGAAAGACAGGCCAAACUCGCCUUUGAUUGGGAGUCAGGAUCAAGAUUACCCUGGGUCGGGGGUAGCGAAUGGAUGGGGACCUGGGGGGCUUCUGGGAGCUCAGGAUGUUCUGUUUCUUGAUCAGAGUGCCAGUUACACGGGGUGCUCACUUCAUGAGAAUUCACUGAGCUGUAUACUUAAGAGCUGUGUAUUUGUCUGUACUGGUGAUAUAUUUCAAUAAAAUUCACCAGAAAAGCCUGUUGGCUACAAAAUAGGAAAAGAAAGGACACACUUGAAAUUAACGUUUUGUUAAAUAUCUGGAAAUGUAACACAUAUGCCAAACAGACAACUGCAACUCUAUGUUACGUGUGUGUGUGUGUGUGUGUGUGAAAAUGUAAUGUCUGCUCUGCUGUGGGUGGGCCCUCUAAAAGGGAAGGUCCCUGAUGCCUAAGAAAAUCUGAAAACAGCCCAGGUUCACACCAGGAGUUCUUAACCUCGACCCGACUGCAUUCAGGUGCAUAUUAUGUGCCGUUAUCUGAGGAGAGCAUCUACAGCUUUCAGCAGAUUCUCAAAGGGGUAUGCAACCCCCUAAAAAGGUUAAGAACAAUUGGUUUUGAGGAGUCAGUAAGAAACUGGCCAUGAAUGUGCUUGGCAUGAAAGAGAUGCUUGGUAAUGUCGGUUUCUUUCCUUCCUUUCAGAGCCCAGCCUUCGGAGGUUUCCGCAUGAGCCUUCUCGGGCGACUUCUAGGAGGAUUUAUUCCCCUGGCAGUGCCAAGGGCAGCCUGCACCAAGCUCACAACUCUUCCUCCAAGAGGAUGUUCAAAGGGCCUGUCAUUUCAGCAUCUGCUGGACAGCAGAACUUCGCAUGCAGGAUCCUGGAGCUGCGUCGGGUUUUGAAUCAGGGACAAUGGAGGAAGUGGGAAACUGUGAAGAGAGUCAGAGGGCUGUGCCAGCUGCCCCCUUUCCCACCCCCAGCAAUUCACUUAACUUUCCUGAGUCUCACCUUUGUCAUUAUGAGAAUGUGUAUAUUUAUAAAUAAUCAUCUGUUUCUCCAAUGUAAGAUAUUGUUAUUGCAGAAGUGAUACUAGGACCUCGUUAUACGAUGGCCUCAUGAUGUAGAUUUAUAGCAGGCUUCAGAUUCUGGCAUAGAAUAAACAGAUAUUUAUCCAAGGGUUCACUGAUUCCCGAAUAAAUGCCAGGAACAUUCAUGUA